AUGAUCUUCUCAGGACAGGAAGAGUUAGCCCUGGUCCUGGAGAGCCUGAGGGUGCUUACCCAGCCACCAUCAUGCAAGGUGGUGCUGGCGGUCAGCCUGCUGCUGGGAGCUGGAGGCCUCUACCUCUGGUUCCAGUGGAAGAAGAAAUCCAUCAAAGCCAAGAAGGAUUGUAGGACAGAAUCUGUAGCAUCCACUGCCAUAGGGAAUAAGAGUGAUCCCUGGAUCAAAUCCCACUUCAGCCGCCUUUCAGAUGAAAAGUUAUGUGCCCUGCUGCAAGAUUGUGGGAGUGGGGAGGCCAGUUCUGCUAGUACCAACGUGCAAGUGGAAACCUGUACCUCGAGGGUGAAAGAAGGGAAAAGUCCUGAUAUCCACAAGGAAUCCUACAUCAGCAGGCAGAGGACAUCAGGAAGCAAAGUGUUCAAGAAUUCUCACAGAGAAUCUUCCAAGUCGACUUCAGCAGAUGAGUCAACAUGGGCAUCAGUGGCUGCAUGCGUGCGGGAAAUCGACAUCACGGGUCGGCACCUGGCGGAUUCCAUGCUUCAGCGGGCCACAGAAUACCAGAACUCUGGUCAUUUGGAAUCCAAGGACAUUAAUAAAGAGGAACUCAAGGCCCUGGAGGAAGUAGAGAUGAAAGUCAAAGGGAAUUUCUUGACCCAUCGGGAAAACAAUGUAGCCGGCUCCUGCAGUGGCUACCACACCCAUGGCAAUCACAGCCAACCACCUCGUGGCUGCCAGCUGGGUCGGCAAAACAUUUGGAUCUUCUACAGUGCCUAA
This is a messenger RNA of Dromiciops gliroides (monito del monte), 774 nucleotides long. It is a transcript of the gene C2H10orf62, whose product is annotated as chromosome 2 C10orf62 homolog. The transcript is spliced from 3 exons. NCBI's taxonomy places the organism in Eukaryota, Metazoa, Chordata, Mammalia, Microbiotheria, Microbiotheriidae. The record is from RefSeq and is a predicted model, not a curated record. The coding region runs from base 1 to 774 and encodes 257 amino acids.